GAAGAAGAAGCAACAGAAGAAGAAUGUAGCUUCCGGCUGAGUGGAUUGAUGACGGCAGGCUUGUGCUAGCAACUGCGACUUGAACUGAACUCGUAAAGAGUCGGAAGUGUACAGUCGUCUGUAAAGCUGACUCACUCAGACAGGGGGUCACCGCCACCCACAUAAGUGGAAGUGGACUAAAGUUGUACGUGCGUGCAGCCUCACACGUCAUCAUGGUCUUGGCAGAUUUAGGCCGCAAGAUCACCUCGGCGCUGAGGUCACUCAGCAACGCCACCAUCAUCAAUGAAGAGGUUCUGAACGCCAUGUUGAAGGAGGUUUGUGCUGCCUUGCUGGAGGCCGACGUCAACAUUAAGCUUGUCAAACAGCUGAGAGAGAAUGUCAAGGCCGCAAUAGACCUGGAGGAGAUGGCAUCCGGUCUGAACAAGAGGAGGAUGAUCCAGCACUCUGUCUUCAAGGAGCUUGUUAAGUUGGUGGAUCCUGGUGUGAAGGCAUGGACUCCCGUCAAAGGAAAGAACAACGUCAUCAUGUUUGUUGGCCUGCAGGGGAGUGGCAAAACCACAACCUGCUCGAAGCUGGCGUAUUUCUACCAGAGAAAAGGCUGGAAGACCUGCCUGAUCUGCGCUGACACCUUCAGAGCUGGUGCCUUCGAUCAGCUCAAACAGAAUGCCACCAAGGCCAGAAUCCCCUUCUACGGCAGUUACACAGAGAUGGAUCCUGUGGUGAUUGCGUCAGAGGGGGUGGAGAAGUUCAAAGGAGAGAAUUUUGAGAUCAUCAUCGUAGACACGAGUGGAAGACACAAACAGGAAGACUCGCUGUUUGAAGAGAUGCUGCAAGUAUCCAAUGCUGUGCAACCAGACAACAUUGUGUACGUGAUGGACGCAUCCAUUGGUCAGGCCUGUGAGUUGCAAGCCAAAGCCUUCAAAGAUAAAGUGGAUGUGGCGUCGGUCAUCAUCACCAAACUGGACGGUCACGCCAAAGGAGGCGGAGCUUUGAGCGCGGUGGCAGCCACCAGGAGUCCCAUCAUCUUCAUCGGAACAGGGGAACAUAUCGAUGACUUUGAGCCUUUCAAGACGCAGCCGUUCAUCAGUAAACUACUUGGCAUGGGCGACAUUGAGGGCUUGAUCGACCGAGUCAACGAGCUCAAGUUGGACGACAACGAGGAACUGAUUGACAAGCUGAAACAUGGUCAGUUCACACUCAGAGACAUGUAUGAACAGUUCCAAAACAUCAUGAAGAUGGGACCUUUUGGACAGAUCAUGGGUAUGAUUCCAGGCUUUGGAACAGACUUCAUGAGUAAAGGAAAUGAGCAAGAAUCAAUGGCCAGACUAAAGAAACUGAUGACCAUCAUGGACAGCAUGAACGACCAAGAGUUAGACAGUAAGGAUGGAGCUAAGCUGUUUAGCAAGCAGCCCAACAGAAUUCAGCGUGUGGCUCGUGGAGCGGGCGUGGCCACUCGAGACGUCCAAGAACUUUUGACCCAAUACACCAAAUUUGCUCAGAUGGUGAAAAAGAUGGGUGGGAUCAAAGGCCUCUUCAAAGGAGGAGACAUGUCCAAGAAUGUCAACCCUUCUCAGAUGGCGAAACUCAACCAGCAGAUGGCUAAAAUGAUGGACCCACGGGUGCUCCACCACAUGGGUGGCAUGGCGGGACUUCAGUCCAUGAUGCGUCAGUUCCAGCAGGGCGCAGCAGGAAACAUGAAGGGCAUGAUGGGAUUCAACAACAUGUGACACACAAAGCAGGAUUUUUCAAUCUGGACUUUUUUGGACCUUGUUAAGUUUGUUUAGUCCUGAUUGGACCAGACACCAAAUAAAUCUUUCUCUUGCUCUAUUUUAAAACUGUCAUUUUAUGCUGAUGUUGUUAUUUUUCAAAGAAUCAUCAGCCCAAAAUACCACCGGUACCAAGGGCAAUAAAGCUCUGAAUAUUUUA
Dunckerocampus dactyliophorus (ringed pipefish) is the source of this 1926-nucleotide messenger RNA. RefSeq names its product signal recognition particle 54 (gene srp54). The transcript has 17 exons. Bases 213 to 1727 code for a protein of 504 amino acids. NCBI's taxonomy places the organism in Eukaryota, Metazoa, Chordata, Actinopteri, Syngnathiformes, Syngnathidae. Gene Ontology annotation, cellular component: signal recognition particle, endoplasmic reticulum targeting; cytosol. The record is from RefSeq and is a predicted model, not a curated record. Gene Ontology annotation, biological process: SRP-dependent cotranslational protein targeting to membrane; SRP-dependent cotranslational protein targeting to membrane, translocation. Gene Ontology annotation, molecular function: GTP binding; 7S RNA binding; endoplasmic reticulum signal sequence receptor activity.